AGAAAUAGGAAGGAAACUUGGAGAAAACUUUAUUUCCCCAUUUUGCUUGGAUUGAACAGUGGGAAGCCACCAUGGCCACAAUUUAGUCGAUGUGACCCGAUAAUAAUGGCCGUAGGGACUCCCAACUCUUGGAAAUUUCCAACCAGAGAACGACGCUAAACGAACAUAACCCCACAUAAAUGGUGAUGAGACAUAUCCAGGGGGAAAUGAAAAAAUAGCCACUCGCACAAACCCCUCCAUUCCAUCACUCUCACUCUCUCUUAAUAGCCAACUCCCACAUAACCUGCAACCAUUACUCUCUCUCUCUGUAAAAUCAUGGCUGCGAAAGAUGGGUCGAAGCUCGGCAUGAGAGCGAGACCGUGGACACUGGUUGCGCUUCUGCUGGGAGUGGCCGCUUCCGUUCUCAUGCUUGUUUGGAACAUACAUUUUCGCGGAGGGCUUGCUUUCAGAUCCGCCAACAAGCAACUCAUUUUCAAUAUACACCCUGUUCUGAUGUUUAUUGGGUUCAUUUUUGUGAGUGGCAAUGCAAUCGUGGCUUAUAAGAUGGUUCCAGGGUCGAAGAAGGGACAGAAAUCGAUUCAUAUGCUUCUGCAUCUUGUUGCUCUUGUUCUUGGUAUUACUGGAGUCUAUGCUGUGUUUAAGUUUCACAGGGAGUCAAAAAUCCAUGAUAUGUACUCUUUGCAUUCAUGGUUUGGCAUGGGCACCAUAUGCCUUUAUGGAUUGCAGUUUAUUUGGGGGUUCCUGUUCUUCUGGUUCCCUAAAGUGGGUACCAGUAGGAGAUCUAAAUUGGUGCCUUUGCAUUGGUUUAUUGGGCUCAUACUCUUCUUGAUGGCCACCUGCACUGCUGAAAUGGGGCUGCUCGAGAAAUUGACAUUUCUUGAGCUUUUCGGAGGACUCAAAGUUUAUGGCAGGGAAGCACUCUUGGUCAACUUCACAGGCAUUGCCAUCCUUUUAUUUGCUAUUGCAGUCACUCUCUGUGUUAUCCUUCCUUAACUUUCUCACCAUUCUCACAAAUCCACAGUGCUUUAUUUAUCAUUUUUCAUUCUACAGAGAGGGCUUCUGUAUUGUAUUUUGUAGAGACAGAAUGUGUGUAUAAAGAUACUUUUGAGUGUUUUUAUAAAGAGAUGUGUUGUUUUAUUGUAUAAUUAGUUUGUCUACUUCUCUGUCGAGAGAAAGAGAUGGUAAGAGGAUUCCUUUUUUUUUUA
Amborella trichopoda is the source of this 1205-nucleotide messenger RNA. RefSeq names its product putative ascorbate-specific transmembrane electron transporter 1. NCBI's taxonomy places the organism in Eukaryota, Viridiplantae, Streptophyta, Magnoliopsida, Amborellales, Amborellaceae. The record is from RefSeq and is a predicted model, not a curated record. Gene Ontology annotation, molecular function: oxidoreductase activity.